CUGACGCAACACGCGCGCGCACCCGCCGCCCGACUCCAGCAGCGCCUCUUAUAUUCACCGUCCACCAGCGUGAUGAUGUGACCGUGACAUCCACACAGCCAGCCGAAGAAGACCACCGAAAAAACAACAACAACAUUCUCCUUUUCCGUGCCGCUGAGUGCAGUUAUGUCGGAGACGCCAUGUCAGACCUGUCGGGGUGUCUGCUCCUCGCCGCGCUGCUGAUUUUCAGCAAGGAUGUGUCGGUGAGGAGAGCGGAGGGUGCGGCGCUCACCCGCGGCCUCGCCUCACUGUCGGACCAGGACAAUGCCGAAGACACGCGCACCUCCCCGGUCCAGGGACAGGGGGAUGCGACGGUGUCUCCUCCAUCUUCAGAGUCGCUCCUGACACUGAAGGUUUGGGUUAAAGAUGCGUCUAGCCAGAGGUUCCUGACAGGAGCUCUGGUGAGUGUGUUUCUGAAUGGAUCCCAGAUUCACUCCAGCCGGACUCUGGGGAACGGAGAGGUCACCAUCAUCGUCCCAUACCGCCUCGGGCUGACCCUCACCCUCGUGGCCAGCAUGGAGGGUUACAUGCUCACCCAGCUGCCUUGGAAAACCACCAAAAUACCCAUAUUUUCUGUUAUUACACUGUCCGUGCAUCCUCAAACUCAAGGAAACAUCUGGCUCUUUGAGGAUACUGUGCUGAUAGCACGAAAAACAUCUGAUCUCUCAUUUCAACCGAGUGUUCAGUUUCCUAAAAGUCUCCUCAAACUGCCUGAAAAUACCACCAUCUCCAUGCUGUCUGCUUACCUGACAGCUCCAGGCCUGCCUACUGAGAAAGACUCCAAUUACUUUACCCUAAACCUCAAUGGUAAAGGAGGUUAUAGAAACAUCAAGUUAAGCCCCUUGGCUAUGAUCAGUGCCCAGAUAGUGUCUAAUGGUAAGGAAGUUGAUGUCAAAGGACCCAUUCAGCUCACAAUACCUCUUCCCUACUACACCCAUCUACGACCCUCAGACUCACUUCCUGCGUGGACCUUCAACAUGACCAUAGGUACCUGGGUAAAUAAAGGUCUUGGCAUUGUUCAGAUGGAGAAAAAUGGCCUAGUUUGGACUUACACAGCACCUCAACUGGGUAACUGGAUUGCUGCACCCCUACCAUCAUCAGGUUAUAUGGGGCUUGCAAGCUCAAUGGAUUUCAUUUACUACCAUACAUACCUUCUUGUGGGUAUCUUAGGAGGAACUCUUGUGGUAGUUGUUGGAUUUUUAUCUGUGAUUGUAUUUCACUGCAGAGAUCUAAACCAUGAGGCAGGACGAAGGCGAUGGAAUUCCACCAGGCUCACUGUACUGAAGAAAGACCAGACCACUUCCACCAGCUCGGAUGAGGCUCAAGAACUUUUCUUUCAUAAUGGAGAACGCUCUUAUUCACUGGCUGCAAGAGGCAUCAGUCAUGAUGCUUCAGACUCUCCACGACACCAAGCCAACUACAACAUUUAUGUGGAAAAUGUUGGACGGCCAGGGGGGAAUCUGUAUGAGAACAUUGGAGCUGUGGGAUUAGAAGGCCUCAGAGCCCCAAUGUCUAAUCUCUACGUUAAUAGUGAUGAAGUGGCCAAGCUUCGGGAAAAAAUGGAACAGAAUGGCGCACGCCAUGGUGGUGUGGAGAAUGUAGUUUUCAAAGACAAGCUGUUCCACAUCUAUAACCAGCCCCUGGCUAUUGUGCAGGCCCCAGAGCUUUUUAAUUCCCAGGGACAAGCUGACCCUUCUGGUAGCAGAUCUGCCACUUUCCCUCGCAAUGGCAUGGAACAUGGUGCUCAGACAGAGCGGAACUUAAAGGACAGUUUCACUCAGACAUUGCCUAAAGCUCCACAGCAAGACAAUGACGAGCAGCAGAGUCUGGAAGGAGCACAGGCUGUUGCCAUUAACCCAGGUCUAUGGGGCCGUUAUAGUCAUCUCCUGGAAUCUGUUUCUGUCCCAGGAACUUUGAACGAAGCAGCUGGAAUGGGCCCUUUCCGGGGGGAACUCCAGGGAAUUUCAGAGCAAACCUUGUUGGAACUUACCAAAGGCAAACCAUCGAUUCACCCGCCUCGCGCCUGGUUUGUGUCUCUUGAUGGAAAACCAGCAGCUCAGGUUCGUCACUCUGUGAUUGAGCUCCAGGGAAGACAUCGCCCAGGCAGCAGCAAUGACACAAGUUUGGAUUCUGGAGUGGACAUGAAUGAGCUGCAGCAGCCUCUGCGGAAAAGUGAGGAACCCUCAAGUGCUAGCAUGGCAAAAAUAAGCGGAAAUCAAGAGCAGGACCUGAGCAGCAGUGAAAUUGGGAGUCCUGAGGACUCGUCCCUGAGGAACACCCUGGAAAGCAGUAGUGCAGCCAUUCCCAACCUUCCGGAGGACAGGGAUGCGGGAGACACAUCCAGUGAGUCCAAAUCCACCCCUCCACCAAGAAGACUGCGGAAGGUUCGAGACAAGAAACCUGACAAGAAGACUUCUCGACACAUGAGGGAGGAGAGACCACAAACAAAACACUAACUGAAUAAACUGAGUAGCUAUAGCUUUUUGGUGUUUGAAAAAAGGUUUGAAUCAAAUGGCCUUAUAUUAUAAACAUCAGGAAGAAUGAAUAAAAUGAAAAUGCCUGUCUUACCUGCCGUAUCUCAAAGUCGAUUUCUGUGGCUAAGCUCUAUCCAGCAUUUUGUCAGCAAUUAAUUUGUACACUUUUCGCACCCACACUGUACAAUGUUUUUACAGACUUUGAAAGAACGUAUUUGUUUACCUUCAAAAGUAAAAAUAUGUAUAAAUCUCCCUCUCUAUAUAUAUAUUUAUGUAUUUUUAAACAUUUGUUGCCAUGUGAGCACAAUGCUUGUAUCUUAAUGCUCUUCUAGAGAGUUUUCAAAAACAGUUUGAUCUCUUGGCUUGCUUCAGAUCAUUUGAUGUCCUUUAGUUCAACAGAUAUGUAAAGCAAAACUGCCACACAGUGCCAUAAACAUUUAAAAACUAAAUUAUGGAAAAGAAAACCCUGAGCACUGUAAUAAUAAGAUAUUCAACUAAGCACUACACAUUUUACAGCUCAGAAAGAACACCAGUGUGUUGCAAUGAGUUUUUUUGAGGGUGCGACUGAGGCCUGUAAGGUCAUUAUGCCGUUCUGACUCACUGUACUUAUUUAAUGUAUUAUUGCUAGUCACAUUUGCAUGCCACCCGUUGUGAUGCUUUUACCAUUCAAUGUUUUCAUGUGUAAGAAUGUAGUACCAAAAAACAUUGAACAUAUGUUACCAAGGCCAAUGCUGAAAGCACAGGUGUACAGAUCAGGAAUGUAGCAUAUUAAGAUGUUAAUGUGUUUUGUGUGUAAAAUAUUUGUUCACAAACCAACAACAAAUCAUUAUUAGCUCAUGUAUUGAAUGUGCUGGAGCUUUUGUAGCUUUCUUUUUAGAUAAUUCAUUGUAACUGUUUAAUUCAUAUUAGCAGUUACAAUUACUCACUAGUUUGUUGUUGUCAGGCAGCAAUUAAAUUGUGACCGAAGUAUGAACGAAGAGAGAAGAUUGCAUUGUGUCCGCUGAAUGUUUUUAAAGUAAGUUAUGUUGUGUUGUAGCAUUUAUUAUUUCAGUAAUUGUUAUAUAUCUAAGCGAUUUCUCAACACACUGGUUUAAGUGGCUUAUAAGCCAUUCCUGGAUGCUUUAAGUACAGCUUGUAAUCUGCCUUUUUGUGCACAUUUAAUAAAGGUACUUGACCAA
This is a messenger RNA of Danio rerio (zebrafish), 3691 nucleotides long. The record is from RefSeq and is a predicted model, not a curated record. NCBI's taxonomy places the organism in Eukaryota, Metazoa, Chordata, Actinopteri, Cypriniformes, Danionidae.